Aedes albopictus (Asian tiger mosquito) is the source of this 20818-nucleotide messenger RNA. RefSeq names its product patronin. Gene Ontology annotation, biological process: negative regulation of microtubule depolymerization; neuron projection development; cytoplasmic microtubule organization. NCBI's taxonomy places the organism in Eukaryota, Metazoa, Arthropoda, Insecta, Diptera, Culicidae. Gene Ontology annotation, molecular function: spectrin binding; calmodulin binding; microtubule minus-end binding. The record is from RefSeq and is a predicted model, not a curated record. Gene Ontology annotation, cellular component: microtubule minus-end.
GUCCGUCCACUGCAAGUCGCAUUUGGAGCUGAGUCGAGAAAAGAUCACCGUUCCGAUUCGACGUCGUCGUGUUGCGAUUUUUCUUCGCGUUGUCGAGUUUAGGUCAUUGAAGAAAAAAAAAAUAAUUUGUCAUCAGCGCCACUAAUCGGAAGAGCUGGCAAAGAUCCGCUGAAUCUUCUUGGACUGCCCAGCAGCAUCCGGACAUUGUUGUGGUGCGUGCGUGCGCGAGUUUUUAGUGCGGAAAAGUUGUGUGUUUUCCGAUCCGGACGGAACUGCGGGACGGAUUUUUUCCCUGCUGCGCUGGUGUUUUGUGUGGUGUGCGAAGGUAGGAGGAGGAAUCCGAAUCUGGUUCCCGUUGGGUCAUCACCGUGUGUGUGUGAUAGUGGAUGAAGAAGAGGUGGAGGUGUGUGGUGCAUUCCAUCUUCUCGGAUUCUCGAGUGCAGAAAAUCCGUCGCGGGGUGAUUGGAGAAGAUUGGAUUACUACCUGGGUCAUCCAGCCAGCACCAGUGUGAAAUUGUCGACCGACCAGCAAAAAGCAGGGUGAAACAAUAGUGUCUGUGUAUAUUGCAAAACAAAGGUGACGUGUGCUUAGUAGUACCUACGAACGCGCUGCUCCCCUGCGGGCGAAGUGUUGCAGCAGCAUUGCAGCCAAAGUCGUUGAAAGAAAUACAGAGAAAAAAAAAGUGGAAUACACAAGUCGCGUGGUGGUUUUAGCCUGUGCUUGUUGCGCUCUCCCCAAAGCGAAGGGAAUAAGAAAGCUGCUGCUAAGUUCGGUACCAACAACUACAACAACAACAACAGCUCCCAAGUUCGGAGCAACGACGAGUGCUGCAGCAGAGUGAGAAAUAUUUGGGAAGAGAAAGUAGUGGUUUUAAUUUGGGUGGCGGCGCGAAGAGUGUGUGUGAUUUCGAGAUCGCGGUGAAGUUUUUGUGUGGCGCACUAAGCGCGCGGCUUAGCGCCUAAGCCCCCAAAUAGUGGAUAUAGAGGUGAAGAAAGGGAGUACCACCACUCCCCCGCCCCCCGUUCACGUUUGUCGCACAAUCUGAGAAGAAGCGAGUGCGCGAGAUCUAGUUUCGCUAGUUCGAACGCUUCAACACACAUGUGUGUAAAAAAUAUACGUGCUGAGAGUGAUUAAGUUUGAGGCCGGUGUGAUAGCGCGCGGAAUCAAGGCGGAUAAGUGGACGCGGUGGUUGAGAAUAGCAGAGUAACUACACUACUGGUGGUGAUACAUCGAGGAUAGUUCGGGAGCACCAGGUGGAUUGAUCAUGGAUUCGCAGCAGGCUCCACAGCCGCGGUCUGCCUACGAGAUGGAGACGCAGGAGUCGAGAUUUGCCAAACAACGUGCCUCAGUCAAGUGGCUCCUGUCGAAGGCGUACAACAACCGCGUGCCAGAGUUCCUCAAGGAUCCGUUCUACCGGGACCACGAGGGCCAGGACCACCUGAAGCCACAGAUCGUGGUCGGACUGGGGAACGCCUCCAUCUACUGCCAGGUGCUGAGCAACAUCUACUCCGACCCCAACUACCAGAGCCUGAACCACUGGUCGAUCCUGCAGACGCUGUCCCGCAAGGGUGUGCCACUGAACGAAUCCUCGGACCUGCCCCUCACCGAGACCGUUCUGAUUCAGACGAAUCCUCUUAGAAUUGACUCCAUUCACAACAUCCUCAUAGUUAGUAAUUUCUCCGAGCGGAGUUUGCCAUACUCAGUGUUCCACAUGACGCCAGAGGACAUAACCUACAUGCGAGGAGCCAUGAAGCAAAAUCUAGUGGUACUACUGGCCGAUCUGUUCAAUCUGUUCGAGAUCCAUCCGGCCAAGUGUGUAUGCUAUCCCGGCAUGGAACAGCAGCAGGUAGCCGACUCGGCUGCCACGAACGAGCACGGCAUUGCGCAUCGGCGCGGCUUCGCCACCCAUCCGCCCAUUCUGGCCAUUCCCGAGCUGCGGUCCGGGCUCGAUUCGCCACCGGGUAGCGGCGGCAGUGGUGCCAGCGCGGGAAGCGGCGGCAGCGGCAACGGUGGCGCCCACCCGAGGCCACCGUUUCAAGUGACGCGUUCACCUUCUGCGAGUACCCUACGGAAGCAUGUCUCUUCCCGGGAUAUGCACGAUCAACAGCCACAGUAUUCACAGCACUCGCAGCAGUCGUCGCAUCAGCCGUACCACCAAGAUCAUCAGGACGAAGGCUUCGUGGUCCAUCGGAGUAAAGGAGUGCCAACACUGUCCUCGAUGCAGGAACCGCUGGUUCCUGCACGUAUAAGACAAGCCAAGGAAAAGACCAACAACGACUCCAAAGCGGAAGAGCGAGGCGAUAGUAUUCCAGCAGGUCGGCCCAGCAACUGGGAGGAGAACCGGAAGCAGAGCUUUUCAGGUCGCCGAUCACGCCGCAACUCGCUCAGUGAAGACUCUCAGCUGACGAUCGAGAACUUUGGUGGUUCGCAAGACCAGCUCAACACGAUCGGUCGGUUCGAGCGGGAGCGCAAAACAUCUAGCGCCAGUCUCACCUCGGUGGAACCCGUUACGCCGGCGCGGUCAUCCAUAGCCGAUGCACGCGGUUCCAUUCAGUUCGGGUACGACACGGACUCGUCCGGGAACGAGAAACAGGACCGGGACACCGAGAAGCCAACGCCGGCCCUUCGGCGGUACAACAGCACCAAUCUACAUUCCAACAGUGGCGGUGGCGGUGGCGGUGGCAUCGAUCGGGGGGACAUCAUCGAUGGUGACAUGAGUUCCGUUGGUGGUUUCGGGGGCGGUGGCGGCGCCGGUCCCGUCAGCGUGGCCGAUGUGGAAACGACCCCGCGGAGGAAAACUUCGUUCGCGACGCUGCCCAACAAUACCACAACGUGGCAGCAGCAGGCCAUCAGCGUGCAGAAGAUGGAAGAUGUCGAUGACAGCCAGUCCGGGUUCGAAGAUGCCACCAAGAUAUCCACCAUCAAGCUAAAGCUGGAGGAGAAGCGCCGCCUGAUUGAGCAGGAAAAACGCCGGAUGGAGACCGCCUGGUCCAAGCAGCUGCAAACGGUUGGAAAACAAGCCUUUUUACAAGCUAUUAACAAGGGCAAGGGUGGUGGUGGCGGCAGCAUGUCGGAAUCGGACACUUCCAAAGAGUCCCCCGAGAAUGCGACCAAUAUGAUGAUGGUGGAGGACAGCAUCACUACCAUCACCAGUACCAGCACCGUAGAUAGAGCCGAACGACCGUGUUCUCUAAAGGAUCUAGACGAUCAGAGUAAAUACGAAUCAAAGUGGAAUGCACAAAUCAUCGAACCGAAGAAAACGCCAGAUUUGGAGAACAUGGACUUGGAACAGUAUCAACAAAGUAUAUCAAAAAUGAACUCCAACCUGCACGACAUUCAGGCCGACAUCCAACGUCUCACGCAGCAGCAGACGCAAAUCCAAGCGCAAACCCUCCAAGCCCAACAGCUGUUGCAUGCCCAGCAGAUCGCCAAUCUGCUGAAUCAGCAAUACGGCUCCCAACAAAACAUUCAGCAAACCAUUCACGGAACCUACCGACCUAUCAACGCACAACUGUUCGGUUCUAGUCCCCAUCUACCCCAGCAGAACGCACCACCCCUGCUGCAGCAACAAUCUCCGAUCAACUAUGGCACCCGGCCACCUAGUCGCGAUCCCUAUCUGACACAGCAACAGCAGUUGCACACCCUGCAGUACGUUAAUGACCAGGGACAGUACAUACAGCAGGCUCAACAGCAGCAGCAACAGCACUACAUGGGCUACGAGAACGGCCAGUAUCGGAAAGAAAACCAAUACUCGUCCAACCCGUAUCUGAAUACUGAUCAACAGCAGCAACAGUUCUAUCAGGACUCCAACCACUACCGGGACCCAUACCUACCCCAAGAAGUGAAAGAACCUCCCAUUCAGCAAUCGCAACAACCGCAGCACAACCAAUUCUUCUUGCACGACAGUAGCGGAGGUGGAGGCGGUGGCACUCCGCCGCAACCUGCCCAACGCCGGACGUGGGCACAGUCAGCGGCAGCGGCCGCCAACCAGCGGGGAAGUAGCGCCUCCAGCGAAAUUCAGCUGGACAUCAACGCCUGGAACCAGGGCAUCAAGAGCUCACCGUAUAACAACAAAUCUCCUAGUCAAAGCGGUUUCUCGCUGCAUCACAACGGUGACUCUGGUGCCGGUGGCGAUGGGUACGGAACCGGCAGCCGGUACGGCGGCAGUCAACAGUCAUUCCAGAAUCUGUUCGAGGUCCAUCACGGCUCGUCCGGAAGUCCUCAGCACAGUCGGGUGCGGAACCAAAUCUCGCAGAUGAUCAACCAUGGAGUGGGUAGUAGUAAUUCGUCGCCUGGAGUCGAAACCCGGAGCCAUCAUGACUCGUUCCGGGACAAUCGGAAUAUGCCGCUGUCGCCGCCGAUUGACGACAUGGCACCGCAAAGCAUUUCGUUCAUCGGGGACGAAGACACAGGGGAUAUCGAGAUCAACACAUCGAAGGGAACUAGCUUUACGCUGCGGCAUCAGGCGCAGCAGCAUCAACAGGACCAGCUGGAACAGCUGUACGGUAGCAGUAAGCAGGGUAGCAAUAAGAUGCAGCAGAACAAUGGACCCGAGCUGAACAAACACCUGAGCAAGUUGAACAUCACCAGCGGAAAUCGCACUUACAGGAUUCCAUCGCCGACGCGGCCGACUUUGAACUCGAAUAGUUUCCAUGACCCCCAGCAGGACGAGGUGAACGAGAAAGGUUUCUACAUCUCAUUCGACAACGAGCAGCCAAAGCGACCGAAACCUCCGCUCCGUACCAAGCGGUCACCAAAGAAGGACAAACUGGGCGACCCGUUGGAACAUAGCAGUAAAGAAUCCGAAAAACCCAGCCAUAGAGAAAACAAUCAAAACAAUUUCGGCACCUUUAGCGUGAAGACGGCCAACAGUUUCUCGGCCAAUUUCAACGAGGAGCAAGUGGUCAGCCGCAAGAGCAUAAUCGACAGUGCGACUUCCCCCUUCGAGACGGCGGCGACGGCCACCGGAAGCAACCAUCGGUCCCACAGCAGCCAACUCAACAACAACAACAUCCAUAGUGGCAGUAGCAUGGCCGCCACCAUGAUGGAGCGGGACAUUGGCGAGCGGAGGCACCUGGAGGAUGUGACGAACCACACUGGUAGUGCGAUGAAUAAUAACCUUAUUCACCAUCAUCAUCAUUACAACAAUAACAACAACGGGGACGGGUAUGGCAGCGAGAAUGAGAACCAACGGAAGGCCAAACUAGUGAUAGGAAGCGACGAAGCCAAUCUGGAUCCGAAUUCCGUCGACGAGAUGGAGCGGAAGAAGGAGAAAAUCAUGCUGCUGUCGUUGCAACGGCGGCAGCAAGCCGAGGAAGCCAAAGCCCGCAAGGAGAUCGAAGCCAUGCAGCGGAGGGAGAAGGAACGCGAGAAGGAGGAGGAACGGGCACGCAAAAAGGAGGAACAGUUUGCCAGGCGGCAGGCCAUCCUCGAAGCGCACAAACUCAAAAAGGCCAUCGAAGAAGCGGAGAGAGAAGGUAAGACCAUCGAUCGGGAACUCCUGAUCAAGCACCAGCAGAGCCAAGCUCAGCUACAGCAGUCCAGCCGGGGAGGAGGAGGCGGCGGCGGACACGACGGCAUGCACCACCAAACCUCAUCGACACCGUCGGCGGCGGCCAAGAUGCGCCCGCAGAAACUCACCCGGCCUCGGCCGAAGACGAUACACGUCGAGACGGGCUCGGUCGAUCUGAGCGAAACCUCCAGCCUCAGUAGUCGGGGUAAGAAGGGAUCCAACUCGAAUCUGACCGGAAUCGGCCUGCACAGCUCAAAUUCCAUGCGACGAGAUUACUACCGAGGAUCGCAGGACUCAUUAGCGAUAAGAGAAUCACCGGAUGAAUAUCCUAGUAGCAGCUCAACGCCAAUAGGCCGACGGGGCUCCUACAAAACUGGAAGAGAACCGGCGACGAUCGAACGAGGUCGUACCUUAUCACGUAUCUCGCUAGCGAAAGGUGCCAAUUUCCGGGGACGUAAAUCCAACUCCCUGAUGAAUCUAUGCGAUUCCGACUCCGGUCUGGGACGUGCGACGCCGCCGAGACGUGCGCCGUCGCCCGGCAUGGGACCCUCGAGUCGUCAUCUGCCAUCGCCGUCGGGCCCCGGUUCGCUACCGCCAGGUCUGAUCACCAAACGGCGCGGCUUCGACGAUGGAUCCAGUGAUAUCUCUUCCACCGCCAGCUCCAUGAUGGACUACAAUGGUCCGAAACUCUACAAACAACCGGCGACCAAGUCGAACCGGGGCAUCAUCCUGAAUGCCGUCGAGUACUGUGUCUUCCCCGGGGCGGUGAACCGCGAGGCCAAACAGAAGGUGCUGGAGAAAAUUGCCCGAUCGGAGGCGAAACACUUCCUGGUGUUGUUCCGGGACGCGGGCUGCCAGUUCCGGGCGCUGUACGGCUACUGGCCGGAGAACGAACAGAUCAUCAAGCUGUACGGAACGGGACCGAGCCAGGUCGACGACGUGAUGUUCGAUAAGUUCUUCAAAUACAACUCCGGCGGCAAAUGUUUCUCGCAAGUGCACACCAAACACCUCACCGUGACGAUCGACGCCUUCACGAUACACAACUCGCUGUGGCAGGGCAAGAAGGCGAACCUCCCGAGCAAAAAGGACAUGGCCCUGGUGAUUUGAAGCACUCGCCGCGACGGCGGUGGCGCCGAUCGCCGACGAUCUGUUACUGCAACGAAAGUGCUAUAAGAAGGAAUUCCUGCGCCUCAGGAAUCUCUCGUUUUUUUUUUUCUUUUUGGCGUUCGCGUUCCAAGGAAGGAGCAUACCUACUCUGUGUGUCAAAACAACAACUAACCUGCACUGCAACAACCAAACCAGCAAAAAAACAGGAAUGGGACAGUAUUUUUCUUCCUCCCCCGGUAAAUCGUGUCGUCGUGCGUGUAAGUUUGUCUAUUUUUUAUUUUCCGAGGGAAAAGUUUUGCUGCAAUUAUGAUGGGCGAACCUCAUGCAACGUGGAUCCGAGGACAAAGGAACAAUGCUCUGGGUAGUGAAUGUGAUUCAUCAUCAGCUUAGGGACUAGGGACUGCGUCAAACGAAUUGAGUAGGUUUUUCAGGAGAAACUUGAUUGAUGAGCUAGUUCCGCUUGAUUUUCCGCGUUGUCCGUUAUAGAAUCUUAGCAGAGUCAAAGAGCAUCCAGCUCACCUUUCUUGUGUAUUUUCCUCUUUGUAAAAAAAAACGUAGCCUUUCUCUUGUAAAAUUCUAACCACACUUUCCGCUGCAUGCUCUGAAUAGUAGGAUAACUCGAACAAUUAACGACUGUUGUACAUAGGCUAUUAUGGAUAUAUCGAUUAUAUUAGUUAGCGCUCUCUUUCUCUUCCUCUAAAGUUACACAGAAAAAAAAACAAACGAGUUAAGUUCAUGUUCAUGCGGAAAGGUCACUUUUAGGAAAUCAAAUUACUUGUCAUUGGACGCAAAAAAAAACAAAGUUCUGUUUGUUACUGAUCUACCAACAACACUCUAUCGAUUGCAUACCGCGGUCAAUAAAUGCGUGUAGGAAGUGUGAAAGUUCUCCUCAUUUAGGAUACCUUUUUCUGGUGGUGUUUUAGGGACACCACCUCUUCGGACAACCUGUCCUGUCCUGAUCCUUUCCUGACGUAACAUAGGUUCGGACUUAAACUGGCAAAAAAUGGGCCGUUGACUUUGCUGAUUUUUGUUCAUCGGAAGAUGCUUUACUGCCAUGUCCUAUUCCAUGCAAUCUAAUCUGAUGGAAUCAUAGAAGCAAUCUAAUCUGAUGGAAUCGUAGAAGUAUUACUGAAGGAAUUUCAAAGGAAAAACCAGGAAGGACUUAAUUGUCUAUAGAUCAGUUCAGAAGCUCAAUAUUAAAAUGUGAUGUUCGUCAAACUUGUAUAUUAGUAUGUUUUCAAAAAUUAUCACAAAGGACGCCAAAUUACAAUUCUCAGUUGUAAGAGCACUAGUAUCAUCUAGUCAUAAUAAACGAUUGAAAAAUACUAUCGUUUAGUAUCAGUAGGUGGUACUAGAACUUUCACGCCCUUAAUAUUAGAGUUAGAAUAUGGCGUCCUCUCUGAAAACUGUAGGAAAAAAAACUGAUCUACAAGUUUGGCGUACAUCACAUUUUAUUAUAAGGCUUCUGAUCUGAGUUAUAGACAAAUGAGUCAUACGAUCGCCACAUGACCGAUAAAAUCCUUGAACAGGUGAAAACACACAGAAAGAACCCUUUGAGGAGUCUCACAGGAAGAUCACAGAGAACAUUCUGUAGGAAUUCCAGAAAGAAAUUCUAAAAAAUCUCAGAGAACUUGUGGAACCCGAGAAGAAAAUUCUGGACGAAUCCCAUAAGAAAUAUCUGGAGGAAUUCCUUACAAAGAAAAAACUAGAAAGAACUCUAGAAUAAAUGGAGAUUGUUAGAAGAACUUUCUGGAGAAGUCCCAGGAGAAAUUACUGGAAGGAACAGCUACAAGAAACAGCUGGAUAAAUUUCAGAAUAAACUUCACCACAAAUACCUAUCAGAGAAAUCUACUCCCUGAUGAAUUACAGAUGGAAUUUUGAAGGAAUCACAUACUUAUCCUUGUGAAAAAACAGAAGAAUUUCUCAAAAACACGAAGAACAUAAGAAGGAACAUUCAGAGGGAACUACUGGAGAAAUUACAGAAAGAACUCUUGAGAAAAUUUCAGAAAGAAAGGCAGGAGAAAUACCAGAUGAAAGUUCAGAAGAAAUUCUUGAAAGAACCCCUUGAGGAAUCUUAGAAGUUUUUUUUUUUUGAGAAAUCUCAGAGGGAUUUACUGAAAAGAAUCUGAAGGAACUACAGGAGAAAUAUCAGAAAGAACUACUGAAAAAAAAAUCAAAUCACAAAGCAGCCUGAAGGUCGAGGCGUGUUUUCUUUUCCAAGAUUCAUGAAACUCGACACAUCGCAAGCCAGGAUUUAACACUGGUAAAACGUAGCCACUAGCUCUGAGAAACCAGGUAGCCGGAAGAUCAACGAAUGUGGCCAAUGCGAGCAUUGGGCAAGUUUGGCAGAGACAUCGAUUUUUGUGAAUCGAUUCGAAUUGGACCAGCAGAAUCGAUUCGCCGAUUUAAUCGAAUGCUUUGAAUCGAUGUUUUCACAUUAGACCGGCCCACAUUUGUAUGGCGAGAAAGAAAAGUUGGAAAAAUAUACGGGGCACCCUCUAGAAUCGUGCCUUUGGAUGAGAAGAACAAUCUGUGAAAGAUUCAACUCAAUCGGUUUAAAACUGAGCUGGCGCAAAUGAGUUAAAGGUUUGUAUGGGAUUUUCAGUCCAAAUAUAUGGGAAAUUGGAUGACCUACAGUCUCUCACUCAGUACACCGGUUCAGCGAGUUCGAUUUAGCUCAGAAUUGAAAGAAUGGUAGUUGAUACUCUAAGGAACAACUUUGUAGAAGACCAUAUCAUGAUAAAACUUAUUUUAGUUGCGGUUUCAGCUAACGAAAGCAAGAUGAGGACAUCUUCCCCCGUUUACUCUCGGUUGUUACAUGUAGCACGUGUUUGUCGGUCGAAGCUUGCGCACUACAUCAUAGGCAGCUAUGUAAUUCUUCAUUGUUUCGAUACCCGCCCACAUGCGUGAGCAAUUGAAAUGAAGGACAACAUAGCCGCCUAUGAUGUUGAGCGCAAGUUUCGAACAGCAAACACUUAGUGCAUGUAACAACAGAGAGUAAACGGGGGAAGAUGUCCUCAUCCUGCUUUCGUUAGCUGAAACCGCAACUAAAAUAAGUUUUAUCAUGAUAUGGUCUUCUACAAAGUUGUUCCUUAGAGUAUCAACUACCAUUCUUUCAAUUCUGAGCUAAAUCGAACUCGCUGAACCGGCGUACUGAGUGAGAGACUGUAGGUCAUCCAAUUUCCCAUAUAUUUGGACUGAAAAUCCCAUACAAACCUUUAACUCAUUUGCGCCAGCUCAGUUUUAAACCGAUUGAGUUGAAUCUUUCACAGAUUGUUCUUCUCAUCCAAAAGCACGAUUCUAGAGGGUGCCCCGUGGAAUUUUUCGACAUUUUUGUAUUUGGGCCAGUCUAUUUCACAUCGAUUCGGUAUUAUGAUAAAUUGCAAAACCAUAAAAUGAUACGUUUGCCGCAUGGAGUACAAGUUCAUGGGAUGAUUUAUUUGAUAUCAAUUUAAUAUAAAAAAUUGAGAUUGUAAAUCGAACCGUCUCUGGAGGAAUUCCUGUAUGAAUGCGUGGAGGAUUCUGGAAGAAAUCUCGAAGGAAUCCCUGGAUGAACUCCUGGAGGAUUUUCUAGAGGAAACCUGGGAGGAAUCCCUGGAGAAGAAACAUCUUGAGGAAUUCAUGCAGGAAUCCUUGGAGAAAUUUCUGGAGAUAUUCUUGGAAGAACUCUUGGAGCGCUUUUUGGAAAAUUGCUGGAGGAAUCCCUAAAGAGAUAUCUGCAAGAACAUCAGGAGGAAUGCCUAGAUGAUCUUCUUGUCAAAUUCAUGGCGGAAUCCCAGGUUGAACUCCUGGAGAAAUCCUUAGAGGAAUUCUUGAAUAAAUCCCUGGAAGAAUCUUUAAAGGAAUUCUGGGAGGAAUCCCUGAAGAAAUUUCUGAAGAAAUUACUAGAGGGAUUCCCCGAGAACUAUUUCUGGAGAAAUUCUUAGAGGAAUUUCUGGAGGAUCAUCGGUAAAAUUUCUGAAGGAAUCUCUGGAAGAAUCCUGAGAGGAAUCCCUGCAGAAAUUUCUCAAGAAAUUCCAAGAGGAUUGCCCAGAGGAAUUCCAGUAGGAAACCCUGGAAAAAAAUCCCGGAGGAAUCCCUGGAAAAAUUCCUAGAGGAAUUCCUGAAUAAAUUCCUGAAAGAAUUUCUAUAGAAAUCCAUGGAGGAAUUCCUGGAUCAAUUUCUGAAGAAAUAUCUAGGGUAAUCCCUGGAGAAAUUCUUGGUGAAAUUUCUGGAAGAGUCCGUGGAGAAAUACCUGGAUGAAAUCCUAGAUGAAUGCUUGGAGAAAUACCUGGAAUAAUGCCCAGAUAAAUUCAGGGAGGAAUGCCUGGGGGCAUUCCCGAAGGAUCCCAGAAGAAAUCCUCGAAGGAGUUCCUAGAGGAAUUUCAGAAGGAAUUUAUGCAGGAAUCACUGGAGAAAUUCUUGAAAUAAUUCCUGGACUAGUUGCUGGAUGAACUCCGGGAGGAAUUCCGGGGAAAAUUUCUGAAGGAAUCCCUAGAGGAUUUUCUGGAGAAAUUGCUGUAGGUAUUGUGGAGUUAUUCCUACAGAAAUUCCUGGACGAAUGCUAAGAGCAAUCCCAAUAGAAAAUCCUGAAGGAAUGCCGGGAGGAAGCCCUGGAGAAAUUCCUGGAGACAUGCCUGUAGGAAUUCCUGGACGAAUCUCUAGAAAAAAUCCUUGAGAAAUCUCUAGAGGAAGUCCUGGAGGAAUCCCCAUAUACAUUCCAUGGGAAAUCCCUGGAGGAAUCUUUAGAGAAGUCCCUGGAGGGUUUCUCAGGGAAUCUCUAAACAGUUCCUGGAGGAAGUCUAAGAUUAAUUCCUGGAAGAGUUUCUGGAAGAAUUCCAGGAGGAAUUCCUGAAGAAAUCCCAAGAAGAGUUCUUGAAGGCAUUUAAAAAAAAAUCCUGGAAGUUGUUCCCGAAAGAAUCACAGAAGUAAGGAAGGAGGAAUCUUGGAGAAAUUUGUGAAGAACCCCCAUGAUGAAUCCCGGAAGCAAUCCCAUGAGGAAUUCCCUAGGGAACUCACAAGAGCUUUCUUACUGAAUUCCUGGUAGAAGCUCUGUAGGAAUCCUUGGAUGAAAAUUUGAAGAAAUCCAUGUCUGCAGUAAUUUAUCUGGACGAAUUAUUGUAGGAAUACUUCGAUGGACCCCUAAAGGAUUUUUUAAGAAAUUCCUAGAAAAUUUUUAUUAAUCUUAUUGGAAUCAUUGGAGCAAUCUCCAGCAGAACUCUGAAAGAAAUUCUUGAAGAAAUCUCUGAUGGAAUAUCUGCAGAAAUACCUCAAAGGAUCUCUGGAGAAAUUCCGGAACGAAACCUCGAAAACAGCACUCGAACAAUCACUGGAGGAACCUUUAAAGAUAUCCCAGGAAAAAACCCGAAGAAAUGUCAGAUGGAAUCCCUAGAUGAAUUCUUAAAGAAUUUUCUGGAGAAGUUCAAGAUGGAAUCACUGCAGCAAGCUAUGGAAAAAAAUCCUGGAGGAAUUGUUCAUACUCAUAUAGGGCAGUGCAUGAAAUUAUCUCCUUCUCUUUCACUCUUACAGAAAUUUUGUAAACAACAAGGCCAAGAAACGUCAAAAUCCCAUACGAUAUCAAAACAAUGCAGUGCCCUAUAGUUUACGAAAUAUUUGUCAUUGUAGUUCGGCGUUGAUCCAAGGUUGCCGUGAUUCACGUUGCGUUGGCCUUUUGUCGGGCUUGUUUGGCCAAAAUAUUUAUCAUGUGUAAUGGAACCUUAAGAAUUUUUCAGAAAAAAAGGCUUAGGGAUGGAUUUCUUAAGGAAAUUACAACUAUACUAUCUCAGCAAAUUUCUGCUUUCUGGAACUCCUGAAGUAAUUACUUUUGCAAUUUUUCAAUUAAAACAGCAACAAUUUGUAAGGGAAUUCCUUUUGAAAAUCUGAUCAACUAAAGACCCAAUUUUGACCUUUUAUAAGCAGAGCCGUAGCGUGGUCUCACGGCGCCCUUGGCAAGCAUCCAGAUUGGCGCGCCCCACGACAAUUAGACAUUAUUAUUUUGCUAAAUUUGUUCAUUCAAAGUUAUAAGUACGUUUUCGAAGUUUUCAAAGAGUAUAAGUACGAACACAUUUUGCAUUUCAAGAAUCAUACUUGAACCAGCACAAUAGUUAAAAAUGACAUUUCAGAUUCUUAACAUGAAUGAUGCAUACAUUUCUUAAGGAAAUCUUAGUUUUUUUCCGGAUUUUUUUAAAUGAAUUUUGUUUUCAAAAAUACUGAAUUGAAUUUCAAGAGCAUUCAGAAAUCCUCAAACAUUUUUACUAUUUUUUGGCUAUAGCUUCAAUUGGUUUUAUCAGAUUUUGUAAUAACUUCACCAAAAGUUUCUUCUGUAGUCCAAUCAAAAUAUUUCUUAGAAGAUCUGCAAUACAAUUUUCAGAAAUCAAUAGACAAAACAUGGAAAUGAAGGAAUACCAGGAGAAAUUCCUGAGGGAAUCUCUAUGAGUUUUUUUGAAAUCUCUGGAAGAUUUUUUUUUCUGGAUUCAUUGAAUGAAAUUAUGAAAGAGAUUGUGGAGGAAUUCCUGCAUUUAUCCGAAGGGAUAAAUGAUUAAAAUCUUCAAGAAAUUUAAGUAAGCAUUCUAAAUGGAGUUCAUGGAGCAAUUCGUGAAGAAAUGCCCGUAAUAGUUUGUAGAGGACCAUUGGAAGAGUUAAAAAAAAACUUGGCAGAAUUUUAGAAGGAAUCUCUGAAAAAGUUUCUUAAGGAAUUUUUGGAUGAAUUUCUGAAGGAAUCUAUAAAUGGCUUUCAGAAGAAAGCUUUGGAUAAAUUUUAGAUGAAGUUAAUGGCAGAUUUUCUAACGGAAAACCUGUAGAAAUUUCUGAAUUAAUUCCAAAUUUAUAAUUUUAUGGAGGAAUUUAUGAAGACAUUCAUGAAAAGUUUUCUAGUGAAAUUCUAGCAGAAAUUUAUGGAACAAUCCCUAGUGAGCAAGGUACAGUUUCAUAGAAGAUUUUCUUUCAAAAAUCCCUAGAAGAAUUUCUGAAAGAUUUCAUUCUCAGAAGGACUUCAGAAGGAAUCUCUGGAGUGAUAUCUAAUGGAAUCUCUGCAGGAUUUUUCAUAGGAAUCCAUGGAGGAAUUACUAAAGAAAUCUAUUGAAGGGUUAUUUAGUAAUCCUAAUAGACAUUUUUGCAGGAAUCCAUUGAAGGAAAUUAUUAAAUAUCCAUGUAGAAAUGUCGAGAGGAAUCUUUUGACUAAUUUUUGAAUAAAUUCCUAGAUAACUUCCAGAAAACCUCCCUGAAGGCAUUUCUAAAGGGAUUCUUCGAGAAUUUUUAGUAGGAAUAUCCAAAAGAAUUUUUCAUUAGAUUUUUUUAAAUAAUUUUUAAUAAAAGAUUUUGAGAGAAUUUCUGGAGAAAGUCUUUGAAAAUAUUUCAAAGAAAUCCCUUGAGGAAUUUCUGAAAUAGUUUUUUAAAGAUUUUCUUAAAGAAACCCAGAAAAAAAUCCGAAGAAAUACCUGGUGAAAUUUAUGAAGAAGUUCCCGAAAUAUUUAAUUUGUUUUAAGGGAAUGAACAUAAAAAAUCACUGAUUGUUUCGUGGGUAAAUACCACUUGAAUGAUUUCUGUUAGAUUUACAAGAGUUCAAGCCUGGAGAAACAUUUAUUGGUAAUAACAAUCGUCUUAGACCUGAAAUAUUUUUCAUUUAAAAUACUUGUUGUAAACACUCUAAAAUAUGUCAAUAAAUAAGUUUCCAGUAAUUUUCAAAGAACAAAUUUCACUAGAAUAUCGAAAAGUUAUUGAUUUUGCUUUGCUCCUUAAAAAACAACUAAAAUAACUUCUUAAAAUAAAAAACAAGCUGAAUUCCCAGGUAACAUCAUGAUAAAUAAUCUAGAGAACGAAUUUUUGAGGAAAACGUAAUGUAAACAAAACACUCGAUUAAUCUUCGAAAUUUUGAAGUCUUGGUAACAUACAAGAAACCAAUAGCAUCAUACUGUUCCUUCUAGCCGUAGACUUUUUCAGCGCCCCUUAGAGGCUGGCGCCCUUGGCGGGGGCUCUGUUUACAAAUCCUGGUUGAAACUAUGACGGAUUUUGGGAGAGAUCCCCAACAGGGCUUUCUGAACAAACAUCUGAUCUGGAAUAGUGCUUUUACAUGUGCUUUUACAGUGAUUUUACAUGUAAAAUCCUAAGAAAAAUUGCUGGAGCACUUCCUGGUUAAAUUCAGUUACGUGAAACUAAAGCAAAACAUUUGUUCUUAUUUUUUGAAUAAUAGCUGGAGGGAAACACUUGAGGAAUUUCUUGAGAAAAUUUGGGAAUUUUGAUACGAAUUCCUGGAGAGUUUUCUGAAAAGUUUUUUGAUACUAGAUUUCCUCAGGCAAAUACUCUUGCAGUUCAUCUGAAGGGAAUUUCUCUAGAUUCUAAUCGAAUCUAUCCUGGAAUUCCAGAGGAAAUUGUAAAUAAUAGUUUUUCCCUUAAUUCAAAAACUACACAAGACAGUUUUUCUCGUUUUUUUAAGAAUUUCGGGGAAGAAAUCCUUCAAAAUGUCCACCUUGAAUCAUUUAUCUGUUUUUUUUUUCUGUUCUCAUUUCACAAAAAAAAGUCAUAAAUUUGGGUUUUUCCAAGAUUUUUUUUUUGUGAGCUUUACCCCAUUUGGCAUGACGGUCAUUUGACAUAUUGGCCAUUUGGCAUAACAAGGAUUAUGUACAUUCUUACCAAGAAGGCUAUUCUUCGCAUUAUGCCAAACUGCAUUAUGCCAAAUGACAUUAUACCAAUGGGGUAGAACCAUUUUUUUCUUGCUGAUGGUUCUUAACCUGUUUUCCGCCGAUGGAGCAACGGAUGAAUGAGUGAGCUCGUUCCAUAAUUUCAAAAUUUAAUGCAAUUAUCUCUUAAUGUUCCAAGCCUUUUUAAGGUUUGGAAUCCGUUGUCCGAAUUUGUCCACGAUUUUUUUCAGUACUUCAUCCCAAAGAUUCUACAUCUUUUUCUCCCAGAGAUUUUUCCCGGAGUUCCUCGGGAAUUCUUUCAGGAGUUUCUUCGUUGAUUGCAGUAAGACAAUUUCCUAUUAGAGAUUCUUCUGCGGUACCUUUAGUAAAUCGCUUGGGAUUUCUCUAGGUAAUUCUUAUGGAUUGCUCCAAAAAUUGUUUUAGGAUUACCCGAGGAUUCUUUCAAGAAUAUUUUUGAGGGUAUAUCUCAUAGGAUUUUUUUUUUAUUUCUGCUAUAGGGGAACUUACGUAUUUUGGGCAGUUUUGUUCUCUUCGUCAUGGGGGUUUUUCUAAAACCUGUUGUUCUCAGAGUUGGCCUCAAAUCCUUCCCAAUCAAGCUGAGUUAUAUGCUCAAAUUUCAGGCGAUUUGGCCCACAAAAACCCCCCAUGACGAAGAGAACAAACCUGCCGAUAAUACCCUUUGUCACCCUACUUAUAGUUAUAGUUAUUUCUGGAAAUUCCUACAUAAAUUUUUAGGGUGUCUCCUUCUCAGAUUCCUCUAAGAAUGUUUCUGGAAUUCCUAUAGAUUAGUUAUUCCUACAAAAAUUUGAGAUGCUUUUUGUAAUUCCUCACGGAAUUGUUUUUGAGUUUCCUCCAGUAGUUUCUAAAGGAAUUCAACCAAGAAUUCCUCUAUGAGUUCCUUAUGAGAUUCUGUAACAUUUCUGUAAGUGUUUCUACUAAAAUUCCUUUAGGCAGUCUUACAGAAUUCUUCUAUGUAAUUUCUAAUAAUUCCUUCAGAAAUUCUUUCGAGAUUUCUCGAUGGUUUUUUUUUCAGAGAUUCAUUCUAAGAUUCCUCCGAAAGCAUGUUCCUGGGAUUACUCUAGGUAAUCUCGAAGGAUUAUCACUUUCAUUGAAAUUCGUCAAGCGAUAAUCCGCGAAAGUCUCUUCGAAAUCCCUCCACAAGUGUUUUCGGAAAAUGCACCAGAAGUUCCUUUGGAGAGCUUCCUUUGGGAUCCAUUACAGGUCACACCAGAAAUUAUCCAUGAUUUUCUUCUUAAAUUUCUAUACGAAUACCUUCACGGAUUUCUUUAGGAGUUUCUUUUAGGCUACCUUUUGAAAAUCUAAUUGAAUUUUCCUAUGCAAUCACGUGAAAUUUCUCCAGAAUUACUUUCGGGAUUCCCCAAGGGAUUCCUUCUGGGAUUCCUCCACACGAGUUUUUCUGAAACUUCUUCAGGUAAUCUCGUACGAUUCUACUUAGACGUUUUUUUUUAUUUUGUUGAGAAGUUUUUGUUUAGUUAUUUUGAAGGGUUCCACUCGGCCCUUUCAGAAGUUCCUUCUGGAAUUAAGCCAGAUGACUCUUUUUAAAUUCCUUCUCCGAUUUCCUCCGGUUUUUUACUCUUAGAAGUCCUGCGAUUUCUUCUGAGAUUUCUCCAGGAGUUUCUUUUGAAAUUCUUACAGUAAUUCUUCCCGAGCAUCCGUAACAAUUGAUCUCCAUCAGGAGUGCCUUCCGGAAAUCUUUCAGAAGUUCCAUUUGGAUGCCCUCCUGGGGUUUCUUCUGGGAAUUUUCCAGAAGUUUGUUCUAAAAAUCGUCCUGGAGUUCUUUAUUGGGACUCUACAGAAGUUCUUUUCUCGAAUAAUUGAAGCAUUUAAGAGAAAAAUGUUAAAAACAAAAGUUUCACUUGUAUUGGUGGGAUUCGAACCCAUGACUCCGUAUAGCUUGUCCGGCGCUUCGACCAACUGGGCCGAAUAACAAGUUACGUCUCUGCGGAACUGGAUUGCUUUGGGAACCUUCCAGAAGUUUUUUUUAGGAAUCCUGCAGGAGUUCUUCCUGGAGAAAUCUUUUGAUGAAACUUCAGGAUAAAUCCAGAAGGAAUUCUCGGAGGAAUCCUAGACUAAAAUCAUGUAGAAAUUUUUAAUAGAAUUCAUGUGAAUUUGAGUGAAUUCAAGUGGUCUCAUGUAAUUCCUCAAUGGGUAUCUUCUGGGAUUCCUCUGAGAAUGUUACUGGACUUCCUCUAGGAAAUCUUGUACGAUUCUGCUUGAUGGUCCCUCUCGUGUGUUACUUUGAGACUUAUUUAAGCAAUUUCUUAAGAAGUUUCUCUCGCAGAAGUCCCUUCAAAAUCUCUCCAGGAAUGUCUCCGAAAAAUCCACCAGGCGUUUCUCCAGCCAGAGAUUCUUCAGGAGUUUGAUAUUUCAAUUAGAAACUCAAUGAGGAUUAUCUUCAGAAGUUUCUGUUGAGAUUCCUUCACGGACUUUCCACAAUUACUUUUAAGAUUCCAUCUGGGAUUACUCCUCGAGGGUUACUACGGGACAGGUUUUUGAGAUUUCUUCACGUACCUAAUCUCGUGCAGCCCGCUUAGAUGUCUAUUGGAAUUCGUUAAGAAGUUUGUGUUUGGAUAUCAAAAAUAGUUCCGGACCCACGAAACUUUCUUCCGGAAUUGAACAAGAUGUCUUCUUUUAAAUUUCUCCAGGAUUUCUUCUAGUUGUUUUUAGAAGUUCCUGCGAUAAUCUUGUCAAUUAUUUUCUGAAUUUCCCCCAUACAUUCUGUCUGAGAAUUCACCAGGAGUUUCUUUUAGGGUUCUCUCUGUAAUUCGUUUCGGGUUUCUUCCAGGAGUUCUUUCUGAGAAUCUUCCUCAUGUUUUGCCUGAAAAUUCUCUAGAAGUUCUUUAUCAGAAGUUCCAUCCAGGAACCAAGAAAGAGCCAUCCAGGGGUUCGUUCUAAGAACCAUCCAGAGGUGGAAUCUUUAAGGAUGUACUCAUUCUCGCAUGUCAAAGUAAGAAAUCUCGACUCGAAUGAGGUGACUCUCCAUUUGAUUUACACGGCGAGUCACUUCAUUUGAGUCGUGAUUGUUCACCUCGAUAUGCGAGUCGAGCUAGGUCACGUCCCUCCAUUCGUAGAAUGAGCACAGGAGUUUCUGUGAAAAUCGCUAGAUCCAAUUUCUGGAUUAACCGUCAGCAUGAAAUCUUAGAGUAAUCCCAGACUAGGCUGCUUAAAGGAAUUUCUGAAGAAAUCUACAGAAGGAGUUUUCCUGAUAGCUUUCCUGCAGUAAUCCAUAAAUAGAGCUCGUAGAUGAAUUUUCAAAAGAAAUUGCCAGAUGCAAUUGUGCUUAUUCGACUAGACUAUCGAGGUGAGAAAUCUCGUAUCGAAUGAGGUGACUCGCAAUGCAAAUCAAAUGGAGAGUCACCUCAUGCGAGUCGAGAUUUCUUACCUCGAUAUUCAAGUUGAGCUGCGUCACGUCACUCCAUUCACAGAAUGGGCACAAAUUUCUGGUGAAACCCCUCGAGUUCCUGGGGAUUUGGAUUGUGAAAAGAACCAAGUCAUGUACGAUAGUGGAAUCGAGUUCAGUCCUGCGUCUUUAGGGACGAUGGUUAAGUGGCUCCGUAGCUUUGAGGAAAGAAACGCCCGUCUAGAGAUUUGAGACGCGUGGGUACAAUUCCCACCGGAAUACAAGGAUUCUUUUUUUGCAAUUCAAAUAUCUAAUUGUUCACCAAACACGUGUUUUUGUUAUAUACAUGAAUGUCAAAGCAUUUUCAUCAUUGUAAAGUUAAUUGACACUCAUGGAAUUCCUGUUAGAAUUGUAUCCAAUUUACACAGGAAAUUACUCUUGGAAUUUACAAGAUCGAAGAUCUUUUUGAAAUUAUCCAGGAAAAAAACUGUUUUUUUUUUUGCUAAACUUCCACAGACAAGCCUUCGCGAAAUUUCAUGUUGACUACUAAUAGUGAAUUCCUCAUGGAAUUGUUCAUCGAAUUGCUCUUUAUGAUGAAAUAAUUGCUGAAAUAAUAGUUUUAGAGUUUAAAUAUUUCAGAAUCCUACCCGAAAAACUUCCAGGAAUUUGAGCCGGAAUAUUCAGUUUCAGUAUUUCAGAAAGAAUCACUUGAAGAUAACGACUAAUGCAUCGUUCUCCACCAGUGGCUUCGAAAUAUUGAAGUAUUGGUUUCAAACACGCAUCUUACGUACGAUUAACGAAAAUCAGUGGCAACAAAAAACCUAUUUCAUCAUUCCUUUUUGCCCACCUUUUUAUUUUUCAAAGUUUUUUAGGAAUCAACUCCCAAACAGAAGCAAACCACGUUCGAGGAUAGCUAAUACCAACAAUAAUUCACUCACACAAAAGUACUGACGGACGACAAAGAAGAUGUAACUAAAUAACUAAAACAAACACAAUUUAACCUAGGAAAUUGAAAAUAAAAAAAAACAGUAGAUAAUAGUGAUAUAAGUAUUAAUUUAUUUCAUCCCUCGUUUUUCACCCCACCCCAGGGUAGCUUCCCUCGUAGUAGAAGUUGUAUAAUUCGAAUUUGCUAAGCGUUGCUGUCGUUCUUCUUGUUUUUUAACCGUUUUCGUUUCGUACUUAACCUCACUCCCUUGGGAGCGACGCCGUUAACACCGAAAACCUUUAAACCUAACCCAAUUGAACGCGGAACGCGGACAAACCCCCAGAAAUGUUUCGAUCAAAAUGACCACAGCAUCCAGGCCAAAUCUGACGUGAGUAAACAAAAAAAAAACUGUAUUAUUAUGAUGGAGAGGAGCUGAACAAGACGCGAGAAAAAGUCCAUUAGUUGUGUAAGUUGAUGUUUGCGUGUUUGUGUGCGUGUGUGGCGCGAUCGAAUUCCCAUAAACACGCAGCUGAAUAAAAAGACUUUUGCGAAUGUUUUUUUACAUUUUAGGUUUUAGGAUACUAAUUCGUUUUGUUAACUUUUUCUGCCGCGGUGGUUGUCGUCGCAGAUCCCGCGGACAAGUCUCUCACAAACACACACAUACACACACACAAUCCGUGUCUAAUCAUUACGUUUAGGGAAGAAUAAUCAUGAUGGAAGUAAUACUUGGUAUGCAUAUAAUUUGUGGUUAACGCUUAACCUUGUGCAAGAGAAGGUGGGAAUACGGUAACAAGGAAAUUGAAAUGGGAGCAUUUGUGCAAACUAAACUAAAAAUAAAUCAAGAAAUGAUUAACUUAUCGAUGACUCAAAUCAAACACAGAACGAUGAGAAAAAAAGAGAAAUGUUAUUGAAUAACUAUUUAGGGCCGUGUAUGCCGAAGUAUGAAACAAAAAAAAAACAACACUGUAAUUCCUAACUGAUUUAUAUUUUAAUCGAACUACCAACGGAAUGAAAAAAAAACAACAAGAUAUGAUUCGGCUGUUGAUGGAGAUGGACUUCCAGACGCAGCAACGCCACUUAAUUUACUAGUAAUUUGUUCUUUAAUUAAUAAAAAAAACCUCACCACUUUGUUCGAGAAUGUAUGUACAUCAACCCAACCUCCUUAAUAUUGUGUAUUAGUCUGAUGGAAACAAAAAACAAAAAAGAGAAAACAACAACAAAAAAUGGAACAAACCAAGUUAAUGAACGAAAAACCAAUUUUAUUUAAGGAUUAAAAUAUAAUCGUUUUUAUUAACAA